Alternaria atra is the source of this 4128-nucleotide messenger RNA. RefSeq lists its product as uncharacterized. Gene Ontology annotation, molecular function: NAD+ poly-ADP-ribosyltransferase activity. Lineage: Eukaryota; Fungi; Ascomycota; Dothideomycetes; Pleosporales; Pleosporaceae. The transcript is spliced from 2 exons. The record is from RefSeq and is a predicted model, not a curated record. The coding region runs from base 1 to 4128 and encodes 1375 amino acids.
AUGGACGCCGCAAUCAUCCUUCCUACUACAGCCGAACGAUGCACCGACAAACGCCCACGUAUGUCAUGGGCCAAGAGGCCAAUCCCUUUGAAGAAUUCGGUAUUCUUCAAGAAGGCCAAACACGGUCAAGAAUGGCAUGAAGAGGUGGAGGGCACUGCUGGGCGACUGCACCCCUCAGAUCCUCAAUUCCCGUGGGGUUUCGUCCGUAACCACACCGAUACCUAUCUCAAGAAGAAAGGCAAAAUUAGUCAGGAAGAAGCAGAUGUAAGACUGUCAAAACUGGUUCAGAUGCAUCGGGCGAGAGAUGUUGCCAUAGCCUCUGUAGCGCAUGCUAUGACGGCGCAAAGCCUGAGCCUGCUGCUGCUUGCUGAAACGAAUGUCAUGUAUGGAAGUUACUGGGGCCUCGACACUUGGCUACAGAGCUUGAUAGCUGCAAAUGAAGGCAAUCCCGCCUCAACAACACAUUUGGAGGCACAAUGGGCACGCUUACUUCUACCUUAUGCCACUGUCGGUCCUAGCGCAGCCGGCUACUACCUGAAGGGCGUAACUCAGGCCCUGAAAGAAUUCGAACCCCGGAACAUGCAGAAUGACCUUUAUAAAUUCGCGGCACUAUUAGGGAGAUCUAUAAAGGAUUACGCGGCGCAGUUGGAAGGCCUCCGGUUGACAAGUGAUUGGGUCGCAGCUAAGGAGGCAGUAGACUGGAUGACGAAACUGGAUACAUUGUCAACUCUGGAUUUAUCAGGUUCACUGCGCAUAGAAACUAUCUUCGACGAGCAAUUCCCAGCCUGGAGGAUGUGGGCUUCUUGGAGACCAGACGUUGAUCGUAUUACCCACCUCUCCAAGCUAAGAAGCACAUGGACGUCGACUAUUAUCGAUAUAUUAGCCCUGGAAGGACCUGACCUGAUUACGGGUACCGAAAGGACUUUACGUCAAGGAUUGAUAGCGGAUUACAGCGAACAACGAAGAUGGAUACAUUACCGUGGUCUGGUGAUCGAAGUUCCCGAGCUUACGAGAGUAUGCUUAGCGGCCGUUCUAGGGAGACUUGUGCGAGGCUUGGACACGGUUUCCACCUCGAUACCCGAGAGUGAAAGCCUCUUCAGCCUUUUCCGAUCGUUGACAAUCGGCCGAACAAUUACCAAGAGCGGCUUAGACCUUUUCGAUGCCUCGUUGGAGAUCACCUCUACAUCUAAAAACGAUUCCUUUACCGCUAUCCGCGAGUUGUGGUCUGAGAAACAGCAAAUCAGUGGAAUUCAUGUUACAUCCCUUCAGAAGCUUCUUAGUAUCCUCGAAGAACCGCAAGCGACGACUUUCCGCGAACUGUUCCUCCAAGACUGGCUCUUCUAUGGCUUUGAGAAUUGUUUUCGCGAGUGCCAAUCUGUAAUACGGGAGCAGAUCAACACCCCUGUUUGGCUACGUCUACUCCUCGAGCUACACACAUUCUGUACUGCCGUGAAAGCAUCUGUACACAUAUUUCCGCAGCUGAGGCCCGAGUUCCAAGCAAAGAUACAGGAAUGGCCGAGCGAGAAACGGAUGACAUCAAUCAAGGAGAUAUAUAUCGCGGCCCAGAACGUACGUUUAGAUGAAGCGCAGACAAGGAACCCAUUCGUUUGGAUUGACCCUGAUAUCCCAUCUGAAUCCAUAUUAUCAACAUCCAGUCCACAAGACAAGUGGGGGCGACACUCACUAGAACUACUGAUCGAGAAACAUUGUCUCAAUCACCUACUCAAUAUGGAUGCGACUAGUAAUACUGUUGACCGAGCGUUGCGUGACAUCCUGGACGUAUGGGAGAACACUAUAGAAGGAGUGGACGACAGUGACCGGCGCAUGCUCGCAAUCCUUGUUUCGAGAGACAUCGGUGACUCUGCUGCCCAUCGCUGCGAGUGCAUUUACGAGCUCGCGAUAGACCUUGGCUUAGGUCAGCAAUCUACGUCCAUUAGAAAUAUGGUACGUAUCGUUCGGGUGGCGGAGAAUGAUUCACGGCAAGCCAUCAUUGCCUUGGCAAACAUUCUAGUCACGCGAAAAGGCUGCACGCAGUGUUGGAGAGCUCUCCUAUACAGAUGGCUAGAUCAGGAUGACAAGUUUGAAGUGGUACACGGUACUGCCCUCGUCGAUCACCUGAUCCAAGCGAUGGACACCAGAACUUGGCUCUCUUUCAUGCAGUCGCUCGAGACGCUCUUCAACGAUCUGAUAUCCUACCACACUGGAGAGCAUGCAUUACCAUCACUAUUGCAGCCUCAGCUUCUUUCUUGGGUAUCGAGGGUGGAUAAGUUCAGUCGCACCUUGACAACGCUUGAGGAUUUGGGUGGUAAUCCAGUCGCAGUACGCUCGAUUCUUUCUUCUAGCACAGAACCACAGAGAACAGAGAAUCUUGCUAUACUUUCUUGUCUUGAAAAGGCUGAAGGUAAGCCAUCCGAGGCGAUCAUACAAAGAAUCAUCAUAUGGGUAUCUGGCAGGAGAUCGGACUUGCACGAGGUCAAGGAAUGUUUGCACAAACUACUUGACGCAACUCACGAGACCAUACUGGCAUGUCAAGAGAUUUACGAUGCAAAAUCCGGCUUCCUGGAUAUACCCGGCCUUCCUACCCAUGAACAGGCUGGUCUCCGUAAAAUCUUCGAGAGAGAUCAUGUCUUCUACGAUGGCACCUGCGAACGAUACAAAUCCACUCUACAAGCAGACUCCUCCACCCUCAGCAGCGGAACCCCACAUUCGCAGCAUACCAUUGCCAAAAAAAGAUAUGACAUCCCACUGGCAGUCGCUGAGGUCAUGGUCGCUGGCUGGAUCCAAGACGAUGAUGUGAAACCGGAGACGAAGACUGUCAUUGACUGCUUCGCUCGGUUACUCAAUUUGGAGGUAUACGGCGGUAAGAUACCGGAGACAGAACUUCUCAAAGCAACAGCGUUCUGGGACGGCAUCGAAGCAGAGAUUAUGCGAGAAGCUGAUCGCCUCGAGUUGCUGAAGAGAACGCUCAAAACGAAAGAUCCUGUGGGUACCACAUUGUUACUCGAAGAGUACAAUGUACCUGAUACUAGCCUGCUGGAGGAUGAGAUACUUGAACUGCCUGCCGGUGUUAUUGAUUUAGUCGAACUGAUAGGGGACGACGAGGUUGAGAUGAGCUUCUCACUCGCUUCGCAUACCGAGCUACAACGAAGCGCAAUGGGUGUACCAAGCGCAGCAAAUAACCUUCUCAUACGAUUAUGUCUCGAUCCAUAUGGGAAUACGCCGCCAAGGUUCUGCACACACUACGACAGUGACACUGAUCUUGAGACUACUCAACAUCUCCCAUGGGUUUGCCAUGAGACGUCUAAAGUGCCACACGAGCAUGUGUAUUCCCUUCCGCUGGAAAUCCGCAUACCCGAAAUCCGAACGGACAUCUUCACCGUCGACAUGCUCCUAUCCUCCGUGUACAAUGCAGCUUGUACGGGCACCCUAAACCUCCUCCCAGGCUGCCCCAUAGGCAGGGCCAGCUCCAUCAAAACAAUCCUCAACGCCUUGCCCAAGCUCUCUAUCAUCCGCGAUGCAGUCCAAAUUUCCAGCGUCCUGGCUAAAUACCACGCCGAUGCCGAGAAGCUCAUCUCGUGGGCUUGUACGCAAUUUCGAGGCUACAUAACUACGGCGAGCGGGUUAUGUAGGAUCAAGAACUUGCCAAAAGGGACCCAUCAAUUCGUGCUUGCGAAUGCGAGUCCGGGACUGGAAAGUACAUACUUGUCCCGCCUACCCAAGUCGUCUUCGGAAACUACAGUACUCUUCCAUGGCACGUCACUCGACCGCCUCCCCGCAAUCCUCGCCCAGGGUCUCAUUGUCUGCUCUGGCACAUCUCUGGAACGCACCGGCGCCGUACAUGGCAAGGGUAUCUAUUUGUCCGAUGACCCCGCAUUUUCAUUUAGUUACUCAACCAUUAAUUCGAGUUGGAGAAACAGUGCGCUUCCCAGUAUGCGACUCAUGCUUGGAUGCGAGGUUGUUGGGAAAGGAAGCAGUGUUACGCAUGGGAUUCAUGUUGUGAAGGAUGCGGGGAGUGUAAUGGUGAGGUAUAUCUUCUUGUUUCCACACAAUGCUGUAGCACCUGUCGCGAAUCAUGUUGUUACGGCUAUGGGGAGUGCGAUGACGGCGUUGAGGACGGGCGUUGUGUAG